AUGGCGGCUUCUAGCAGUCGCAGUGAUGUCAUCAAAGAGCUGCUGGUGAGGCUGGUUUCCUUCGCUGGAGUUUCUUGCAGUGGAUUGUCCGUGUCCAUCGUCUCUAUCGAGAGCCUGAUGGCCGGGUCCCUCACGUUCCUCUACGUCACCAAACUCCAUCAAAAGUUCUCCUGGCCCACCAUGGUGGUUUCGUUUCUCACUUUUAUUUGUUACGUGGCUUCCACCGCUGUGGCUCUGAUGACCGUUCCACUCAUAGAAUUCCACUGGGCUCGCUUUACUUUCUUCGCGUAUUCCACUAAACUAAAUGAGCAGAUGAAAGGACUUCUAUGGCCUCUGCUGGUCCUCGGCUUCAUCGCCACAAUAUUUUUUGCCUUUGAUUUCUACCUGAUCUUCAACGACUUGACCAAGUUCCUUGAGAAAGAAGAGCCCACAGGAGAGACGGAGGCGCAGAAAUCAGACGAUGAAGAAUUUGAUUCAGACUCGGAUUAAACGUGAACUUUACUGCACCUUUACUGCAACCAUCGGGAGGGAGCUUUGGGUCGUUCCAAGCGUUUGAACUUCAUCUCAGGCUGAAGAAAACCGGAUUCCGCUGCAAUAGUUGGAUGUGGAAGAUACUGAAAUUCUCUGGACCCCCGCUGGACGUGACUGCUACGUCCCACACACUGCAGCGGUAACCUGGGGAUGGGACCAAAUAUUUAACCGUCACAAUAUUCUGGAAUUACUGCCUUAAUAGUAUUUUUGUCUUUAAAGCCAUAAUGUGCAAAGUCUGGGUCAGUGACCUGCUUGACAGAGGGGGGGGGGGGUCAUUUGCACUGAUUAUCUAUAUCUGAAAAACAACCAAGGUUCCUAAAACCUUGAGCUCCCCCAAUUCUGGAUGAGGAUUCUGGGAGUUUUAGAUAAAGGUUGUAGACAAUAUAGCAGUCCCAGGAUAAUUAAAUCCGCGAUGUCUGCUGGCCGUACGGGGUUUAUUCCCUAUGCAGAAUCUAUUGGGGGAUCUGGCUAUAGAAACCCUGCACCAGGUAUUAUGUAAAGUUGGCGACAUGUUUUAAGUGACCUGCGUAAGGAAGCUCUGACUUCAUGAUGCAGAAUGAAUGCAGCUCCUCCAAAUGCUCAGCACCGCUAGAAACAUGAGAUCUUUUCUCAUACCUGAUAGUUACGGCUCAGAGAAUAAAAGCCGUUCUCUUCUGUCUACCAUAAGAUGAAGCACUUAAAGUCGCUUAGUUCACACUAAACGUAGCAAGUAUGAGUGUUCCCUUUAAAAGAUAAUGCGUGUUAAACAGACACAUGGCAGGAGUAGCACUUUAUGGGGUUUGAGGGUCAUUCUCUACACCAGGCAUUUACGACCAUUUCUGCUUAUCGACAUAUUAUACAGGAUCCGCUCAGUAGGGUUGGCCCUGCACC
Molecule: messenger RNA, 1401 nt
Organism: Spea bombifrons (plains spadefoot toad)
Lineage: Eukaryota; Metazoa; Chordata; Amphibia; Anura; Pelobatidae
Product: CKLF-like MARVEL transmembrane domain-containing protein 3
Exons: 5
Coding region: 1-489 (162 amino acids)
Source: RefSeq, a predicted model, not a curated record